This is a messenger RNA of Phycodurus eques (leafy seadragon), 7069 nucleotides long. RefSeq names its product ankyrin repeat and IBR domain containing 1a (gene ankib1a). The coding region runs from base 371 to 4048 and encodes 1225 amino acids. Gene Ontology annotation, molecular function: ubiquitin conjugating enzyme binding; zinc ion binding; ubiquitin protein ligase activity. The record is from RefSeq and is a predicted model, not a curated record. Gene Ontology annotation, biological process: positive regulation of proteasomal ubiquitin-dependent protein catabolic process; protein polyubiquitination; ubiquitin-dependent protein catabolic process. Gene Ontology annotation, cellular component: ubiquitin ligase complex; cytoplasm. The transcript is spliced from 22 exons. NCBI's taxonomy places the organism in Eukaryota, Metazoa, Chordata, Actinopteri, Syngnathiformes, Syngnathidae.
CCUCCCUGUCAGCAACAGCAACAGUGAAGCCGACCACCAGCUGCAAGCAGCAGCGGCAGCACACGUCCAGUCAACCGCCAGUCUCGCCCUUCUGUCGGCAGCCGCUUCACCGUCGUCGCCCCCCCCCCCACCUCCGGCCGGCUGUGAGAGGAUGUUCGAGCCGAGGAGGAGUUCUUCCGGCGAAUGACGACGAGUUAUGGCCCAGCGAGAGCUGCUGCCGGCGCCACCACUUGGGCCGCGGAGCGAGUGAAAACGGCGACAAGGGGCAGGGCAGGACCGCCGAACCAUGUUGCUGUGAGUUGUGAGCUGUUGCUGAGCAGGGGAGGAGGAAGGAGUUCGCCACACAUCGCGUCGGGGGGCCGCCGCCGCCAUGGGCAACACGGCCACCAAAUUCCGUAAGGCGCUGGUGGGUGGCGACGAGGCAUUGGCCUGGCAGCUGUACGAGGGCAACCCGCAAUUCAGGGACGGUUUGGACCCCAACGCCUCGUACGGAGAGCAGUACCAGCACAACACGCCGCUGCACUACGUGUGCCGUCAUGGCAUGACACGGCUGCUCAGGUCCUUCUUGUUCAGCAAGGAGGGCAACCCCAACAAGCGCAACGUGCACAACGAGACGUGCCUCCACGUGCUCUGCCAGGGCCCGCUCAUCCUGCUGCUGCCCGAGGGGGCGCUGUCGCCGCGCCUCGCCCGGCCUCAGCGCGAGGAGCAGCGGCGGGCCGACUGUCUGCAGAUGUUACUGCGCUGGACGGGGGCUCGGCUGGAGGGAGGCCAGUACGAGAAGGCCAACGUCAACGCGACCGACAACCGCCGCAGCACCUGUCUACACUACGCCGCCGCGUCGGGCAUGAAGAGCUGCGUGGAGCUGCUCAUCCAGAGCGACGCGGACCUCUUCAUCGAGGACGACGACAAGCUGACGCCGUGCGACCACGCCGAGCGCCACCACCACACCGAGCUGGCCCUCAGCCUGGAGUCGCAGAUGGUUUUCUCCUCUUCCUCGCCGGGGCCCGUGCCGCCGCCGCGGCCGUCGCACACCAGCGCGGACACGCGUGGCGAAGGCAAGCUGCUGCAGAAUAAAGAGCCUUACGAGGGCUUGAAGCUGCAGGACCUUCGCCGACUGAAGGACAUGCUGAUCGUGGAGACGGCCGACAUGCUGCAGGCUCCCCUCUUCACUGCCGAGGCCUUGCUGAGAGCGCACGACUGGGACAGGGAGAAGCUGCUGGAGGCGUGGAUGUCCGACGCCGAGGGCUGCUGCCAGCGCUCGGGCGUGGCCGUGCCCACGCCGCCGCCCAGCGGGUACAACGCUUGGGACACGCUGCCCUCGCCGCGCACCCCCCGGACGCCGCGCUCGCCCGUCACGCUGACCUUCACCUCCCCCACGGACAGCUGCCUCACGCCCGCCGACGAGGGCCUGGCCACGUGCGGCAUCUGCCUGUGCUCCAUCUCCGUCUUUGAGGACCCCGUGGACGUGUCCUGUGGCCACGAGUUCUGCCGAGCCUGCUGGGAGGGGUUCCUGAACGUGAAGAUCCAGGAGGGCGACGCGCACAACAUCUUCUGCCCCGCGUACGAGUGCUACCAGCUGGUGCCCGUGCACGUCAUCGAGAGCGUGGUCUCCCGGGAGAUGGACCAGCGCUACCUGCAGUUUGACAUCAAGGCCUUUGUGGAGAACAAUCCGGCCAUCCGCUGGUGUCCGGCGGCGCGCUGCGAGCGGGCGGUGCGGCUCACCCGGCCCGGCCCGGGCGAGAGCGACCCGCACGCCUUCCCGCUGCUGCCCUCCCCGGCCGUCGACUGCGGCAAGGGCCACCUCUUCUGCUGGGAGUGCCUCGGCGAGGCCCACGAGCCGUGUGACUGCCACAUGUGGAGGAAGUGGCUCCAAAAAGUCACCGAGAUGAAGCCCGAGGAGUUGGCAGGUGUGAGCGAGGCUUACGAAGACGCCGCAAACUGCCUCUGGCUGCUGACCAACUCCAAGCCGUGUGCCAACUGCAAGUCCCCCAUUCAGAAGAACGAGGGCUGCAACCACAUGCAGUGUGCCAAGUGCAAGUACGACUUCUGCUGGAUCUGCCUGGAGGAGUGGAAGAAGCACAGCUCGUCGACGGGAGGCUACUACCGCUGCACGCGCUACGAGGUCAUCCAGCAGCUGGAGGAGCAGUCCAAAGAGAUGACUGUCGAGGAGGGGGCUGGCAAUAGAACUUUAAGAUGGCAGAAAAGAAGCACAAAAGCUUCCAGGAGCUGGACCGCUUCAUGCACUACUACAGCAGAUUCAAGAACCACGAACACAGUUACAAGCACAAACUUGAAAGCCCUCCAGCUGGCAUUCUGCUCUCAUUGCCAGAACAUCUCAUCCAGUGCCACUUCCUCCAGGUGUGUGAUGUCCCCAUACGUUUGUCUACUUUUGAAUGGUUGUGGUUUUUGUGUUUGUCAGCUGGAGCAGAAGCUGCUGAGGACGGCCAAGGAGAAGAUGGAACAGCUGAGCAGAGCCUUCAUUAGCCGUGAGGGCGCCCCGCCCGACACGCGCUUCAUCGAGGACGGCGUGAGCGAGCUGCUGAAGACGCGGCGCGUGCUCAAGUGCUCUUACCCAUACGGCUUCUUCCUGCAGCAGGGAAGCACGCAGAAGGAAAUCUUUGAGCUCAUGCAGACCGACCUGGAGAUGGUGGUGGAGGACCUGGCGCAGAAGGUGAACCGCUCCUACCUGAGGACGCCGUGCCACAAGAUCGUCAGCGCCGCCCGCCUGGUCCAGCAGAAGCGGCAGGAGUUCUUGGCGUCGGUUGCCCGCGGCGUGGCGCCCAAUGACUCGCCCGAGCCCCUGCGCAGGAGCUACCCUGGAGGAUCGUGGGAUUGGGAGUACUUGGGCUUCGCCUCCCCUGAGAUGGGCAGUCGUCACUCUGUGCUGGGAGCAGGAGACCAACGGGACCGAGCAUCACAGGAUUUCGCUGACAUUCAGUACCGCCGGCGGCACAGAGCGCGGCGCAGGGGAGACAUGCUGAAUCUGCACAAUCUCCGGAGCAGCAGCAACACGCCCGAGAGCAGCAGGAGGAGCGACGGCACAGAAGGUCCAGAGAGGAUCGAGGGCCGGCGUAGAGCGCUGGGCUCCCUGGACGAGGACGACCCCAACAUCCUGCUGGCUAUCCAGCUGUCUCUGCAGGAGUCUCGGCGAGACCGAGGCCCCGAGGGCGUCACCGCGGGCGUCCCCGAGCCGGAGCGCGGGCCGCAGGGUUCCGCGACGAUUCCCGGCGACGUCCCCGACAGCCCCCCGGGAGCGGCCAGGGGCCCGUCCCUUCCGGACCCGCCGCGCCCUCCCCACAGGACAGACUCGUCUUGUUGUUCUUCUCAGACGUCCGUGCCGCCGCCCGCCGCCCUGCCCCUCCCUCCUCCGCCUCCCCCGCUCAGCGCCGAGCUCCUGAAGCUGGGGGACAGCCUUAUGAAACUCGGGAACCCGUCUCCUCCCGACUCGGACCCUCAGAGUCACUGCCACGCGAGCACGCUUCCGCCCGAGGCCGAACGAGAGAGUCCGUCCAACUACGCUCUCCGACGCCCCCCCGCCCAGUUGUGCCUCCCGUCUCCGGAGCUCGAACCCGAGCUGCUGCUGCUGUCGCCCGUCAUCCCGCCGGGGAGGCCUUUCACCCCCAGCGACCCGCAGAGCCUAGAGGCCCUGGACCCCGUCGCCAGCGCCCAGCUGCUGGACAACAUCAUGGCCUGGUUCAACUACAACAUCACCCCGCAGAACAACCCCCAGAGCCUGGCCCUCAUCCCCUCGCCGCCCACCACCGAGAGCGACUCCUCCCCGGACGCGCUCUCCGAGACCCUCGCCGCCGCCGGGCAGCGCCCGGAGGGCCAGCCGGACCUGGCCCGCGGCCGCCCCAGCAGGCCCGGCACGCUGGGGCUGGACAACAGCGCCGCCGAUGGCGAGGAGGACAACAAAGGGGAGGAAGGUGGCGAUGCGUUGGCGGAUGCAUCGCCCCGCGAGGACACCUCCGCAGACUUGGACCUGGUCCUCCAGCUGGAGGAGGGCCAGUCCCCUGUGGAGUGGGAGGAGAAAGUCCACUUGGUGUGAAGCGGAAAAAGAUAGCUGCUGUUUACUGUGUGUAUUAUUCUGAUGAUGAUUAUUAUUAUACAGUCAAGCCUCAGUUCACAGAAAAAAAAUAGAUUUUUGAACGAGAUUUUCCAACAAAUCUUGUGCUCCUCCCUACGUCACAUAUUUCAAAUACAGGCACACUUUUCACGGUGAAAAGUGCAAACGAUAGUGCUCUUAGGAAGCCUAAUCAUUUUAGCAUUGGAAAAAAGAGGGAAAUAAUAGCUGAACAUGAGGAUUGUUUCUACUUCUGAUCUGGCUACCCAGUUUGGUUUGGCAAAAUCUUCAUUACGAAGUGUGUUGUCAUCUCUUUUCAACUUAAACCCACGCAGAUAAUUCUAUUUCUAUUCAUGUAUUCAGUGGAAAACAUUUAAAUUACGUUUGUGUACUGAAGUUUGACUGUAAGUAUUAUUGUUAUUAUAAUAACAAGGUAUCUAAUGAGGUUGUCGAGCCCCGCAGCAAAGAUGUCACGGGCAGGGUUUUCUUUUUUUUUUUUUUUAAACUUCAAAACUUUUCUUGUUUAAAAAACAAACAAAAAUCAAGGCAAAGCUACUGAGGUGGUCACAGAUAAUCAGGUAUUUAUUUAUUUUAAUUUUAUAUUUUUAGAAAACUGGCCACACCAACGGUUGUAUAUUUUUUAUUUAAUUACAAAUAUUUAUUUUACUUAAUUACUUAUUUUUUUUUGUAUUAUAACUAUAAUUAUUUUCACUAUUAUUAAUGCUACCAGAGCAUUGCAUUCAUUUUGUUUUACAUGGUUUUUACACGCCUUAUAAAUGUACAAAUAUCUAAAAAAAUAAUAAUAAUAAUCUCCAUCCCCAUGAACAGUGCAUGCCAAAGCGGACAGGUGGCGCUGUUACACCUUAGCCAAUCAGAAACUCAAAGCAGGUGACAAUUUUGAAAAUAAAACUGAGAUAAUGGUGCAUGUCACAAACAUGAAAAACCAUCUCCCCAUCUACUUUUGCAGAAAAGCAAAAAUUGCAAAACUUUGGGAAAAGGUCUAAAAUUCAUAGAAUUGUAUUGAUUUAUUUUUUUUCAUCUUGAAAGAAAUCUGAAGAAAGCCGUUCAAGAAAAUUAUCGAAACUGAGAUUGUGGCACAUGUAAAAAAAUAACGAGAUGUUCCCAUUUUCACAUCUCCAUCAAAACAAAAAAUCUUUUGGGGGAAAAAAAAAAAAUACAAAGACUGUCGACAUUUUUAAAUCGUUUUGUAAUGUUUGUGGAGGUUUUUUUUUUUUGUCAGUUUUGAUUCAUAUUACAACAACAGGUGGCGCUGUAACACCUAUAAUUCAAAGUCCCUUCGUAUUAGCCAAUAAAAAGCAUGAAGAAAGCCAUUUAUGGAAAAGGCACAAUAACCACAAAACAGCAAAAAUGGUGUAUGUUACGACUACAAAAUAAUGCCCAAUUUUCUUAUUUACAUCCCCCAAAAUAUUUUUUUAAAUGUGAAUAUUUUUCAAAAUUUCUGUGGAAUUAUUUUUUUUAAAUACCUGUCUGUUUAUUGAUGUUGCAUCCAUUUUCGAUUUAUGUUCACAAAUAUGGUUCAUCACCUUAUAAAGGUGUACAAAAAAAAUAUCCAUCUAUGUAAAUAGUGCAUGCCAAAGCAACAGAUGGCGCUGUAACUCUUACAGUCCAAAGUUCCGUUUUAUUAGCGAAUCACAAACGUGAAGAAAGCCAUUUUGGGAAAAGACACAAAAAAACGAGAUAAUCCCAAUUUUUUUUUUUUUAUUGAUUUUUUUUUUACGUGAACAAUUUUCAAAUCUUUUUAGAUUUUUUUUUUUUUUUUUUUUUUUUUUAUUAAUACCUGUGUUUGUGUGGACACGGCUUCGAGUGUUUUUUCAAUGGCGUUUCGGUGCUUAAAUCCAAACAAACAGCCAAUGUUUUUUUUUUUUCAGGACCAAAAAAAAAAAAAAGGACAAGACAAAAGAAACAAUCCUGCUGUAGCCUUCGGAGCUAGCGUUAGCGUUAGUUAGCGUACUGUACAAUCAAGAGGGCCUCAUUUUGAUACUGGACCUUCAUGCACACUGUGCCUGCAGGAGAGCAACCACACACUCUUACUUUUCUUUGUUUUGUUUGCCAACAGAUUCACUAGUUGGUCAUCUCACAAUUAUAACGAGGUCAGCCAUUUCCGCUGCCGCUUUUUGUGGAGGUGAGCGUCCAAUUCCCAAGUGCCAUCCAUCUUCGUCUACAUAAUUGCCAUCUGUGGAGUCCGUUUUGAUUGUAGCAAAUUUUUAAUGCAGACGUCAGUGUUGCCAAGCUUAUGGACAAAUGUCAUUUAUUGCUUUUACGUUUGCAUUGUAUAAAAAAAAACAAAACAAAAAAACUUUUUUUUCCCCCCCCUCCUCUACUGAAAUGGCAUGCAGUGUGUUGUGACUGUCAAUGUGCCUUUUUUUGUUGUUGUUGUUUCAAGCAUAUGUUUUUAUUUGUAGCUAUUUAUUGUUGCUUUUUUAGUCAGAACUUAACUUUCCACACUGUAAUGGGCCACGUGAAAUUCCUCCGCAGGCCCCGAGUUGGGCACCUGUGGCCAACCAUGUAGCCUCAAAAUGCUUUUUUUUUUUUUUUUAUAAACGUCAAGAUACAAUUUGAUGCUUUGAGUCCCUCAUAAUUGGGAUUAGGAUGUGAAAAUCAAUCGAAAAUGUGUUGUCAACCUUUUGAACACAAGCGGCGACAGCCUGUUGUGACUGUUUUCUGUCUCUAAGGAAAAAUCUAUUCGGUGAACAUUUCAUGUCGCCAUUUGUUUUUUAUUGGUUUUUCAGGAAAUGUUUGGCAGGAUGGCAGUGCGUGACACUCAGUUAUUUAUUACUAUUAUGAUUUACUUUAUAUUCCGUUGGUGAUGGUUAUGUUGUGGAACAUCAAAGAAUAACAGAAGAUGUCAAGGGGGGAAAAAAGGGCAUUUUCUGCUCAUCUAUGAUACAUUCCCACCUGUGUCCAUCAAUGUGUGGCUACAAAAAAAAAAAUAAAGUUUCAAAUAAAAGCGUGUCAGUGCAAAGUUUACACUCCAUUAAAAAGAAA